Papilio machaon (common yellow swallowtail) is the source of this 1390-nucleotide messenger RNA. Its product is annotated as BMP and activin membrane-bound inhibitor homolog. The transcript is spliced from 5 exons. Lineage: Eukaryota; Metazoa; Arthropoda; Insecta; Lepidoptera; Papilionidae. The record is from RefSeq and is a predicted model, not a curated record. The coding region runs from base 221 to 991 and encodes 256 amino acids.
ACGCGUGUUUAUUUAUGUUUUCAUACACAUUUACAUUUAUAUUUUAUUUUUAAUAUGAAUGAAAUCUGACAUUAAAAAAACUAGGAGAACAGGAUUGUGAAUAUAAUUAAGGAAAAAAAGGUGAAAACAUUUAGUGUUGUGAUGACUUGAAACUAGUGAUGUAGGAUUAGAACUAUUUUGUAAAGUUUUAAAUAUUUAACAAGUUUGAAUUGACAAAGAAAUGGCGUUGGUUAAUUUUAUUUUGUGUUUGGUGCUUAUUUUGUACCAGCUCUCUGCCGCAUAUAGUGAUGAAACAUCUUCGGAAUCAACAGAUCUUGGUCUAAUCGAUACCAUGUCCGGUGAUGUAGAAGGCGUGCGUUGUUACUGCAACACGGCACAGUGCGUGGGUACCGCAUACAUGUGCCGGGCACGCCGUGGUGGCGGCUGCUACAGCGAUCUGCCCGCGCCUCGUCCGCACCACGCCAGGCACGGCUGUCUCCACCAUCUCGCAGACAAUGAACAAGAAGCGUUGUCGUAUUGCCAGAACAGUCCUUCGAGUGCGGCGCCGCGCGGCCAACACUCGCUGCUGCUUUGCUGUUUCCGCGACCUGUGCAACCAUGAGGAUAGCCCGCUGGCACGCAUCCGGCUCAACCUCACCAACGAACAUGACCCUAACGGCGUUGCGACGGAGCGAGGUGCAAGCUACAACGGCGAGGUGUGGUUCAAGGCGGCCACUAUAGCUGUGCCAGUGUGUGGCGCACUCAUACUGUUCCUGCUGGUCGCUGUCGCUGUGCGUCUGUUAAGAGCUGACGCGCUGCUGCAUGCUGAUAGAAAGCUAAGAGGCGGUUAUAUGUCUCCAGCUCAACACUGUUCAGAGGAUGUGAAGAAAGUGUGGGUUGGAAGUUCAUCCUCUCCACUCUUAGUGGCUCCCGGCGGCUGCCUCGUGGCCGUAGAGAGGGCGCAACUAGUUGAUGCGCCUGCGCCAACACAACUCUGUGAUAUCCAACGGUAAACAGUACCACAAUGUAAAAUGUCUUUGAAGAGCUGUACCGUGAAGUGUAGACUUGCUUAUGCCAUUUGGUGUUCGUGUGAUAUGAGGCUUAAAAGUUAUUCAAAUCGUGAAUAUAGUUCUUAAAGUGCUACCGUUGUCUAAUAGAUGGCGCUGUUAGUUUUACUUUACACUACUAGAUGGCGCUAUUACCAAUGAGCUGAACCUUGAACUCGCUUAUUUAAAAAGGUUGAGGUUAUUAAUUGAGGUUAUCUAUAUAACAUGUGUUGAAAACAUCGCCACAUCAAGCGAUGUAUGAAGACUGAUUUUGAAGCAGAUUUUUUUAAUAUCGCGCUACGAUUGUAAGGAAUGGACGCAAUUUUAUGGUUGUCGAGGGUAAUUAAAAUCUACGAAAUACUAAAU